This is a messenger RNA of Lineus longissimus, 3125 nucleotides long. RefSeq names its product serine/threonine-protein phosphatase 6 regulatory ankyrin repeat subunit A-like. The transcript is spliced from 9 exons. Gene Ontology annotation, molecular function: protein binding; transcription cis-regulatory region binding. Lineage: Eukaryota; Metazoa; Nemertea; Pilidiophora; Heteronemertea; Lineidae. The coding region runs from base 247 to 1515 and encodes 422 amino acids. Gene Ontology annotation, biological process: positive regulation of transcription by RNA polymerase II. The record is from RefSeq and is a predicted model, not a curated record. Gene Ontology annotation, cellular component: nucleus.
GUUUGGUGCAAGUGGUUGUGUGUGUAACAACAGAUGGCGGCUUUGAAAAUUCAAUUUCAAGUGGAUCUAAUCAUUGGCUUUAUUCUAUGACACAUAAAACGUAGUGUGAUAUCUUUGUUGGGUUGGGUUUUGUGUGAGCUCGCGCAUUAUUCAAUCUCCGAUUAGAACUUUUUAAGACGUGUUUCUGAGAUGGAAUAGAAAUCUACUCUUUUUUCAAAAGGAUUAUUUUGUUGAAUUGUCUUAACCAUGGAUCAAUUAGCUCAAGAAAAAGUGAUCAAAAAUAUGACUGUGAUGCAGCUAGAGUUGUUUCAGAGUUUCCUCAACAGAAUGGGGUUAGCCGUGACAAAACAGGAGCAGUUCUGGGAGGCAUGUGGUUUUGGAAACUGGUACAGGGUCAAGAAGUUCAUUGAGGAGGAUGGAGUUGAUGUCAACAAGAUAUCCUAUACGAAUAAUUCUUAUCCGAUCCACGUGGCGUCCCAGGGCAAAGCAGAGUGUGUGAAGCUCCUGAUUGAGGCAAACUGUGAUGUGAAUGUCAAAGAUGAGAAUGAGCGCUUGGCUUUACACCAUGCUGCGAUGAAAGGCCAUGCUGAUAUUAUCUUCAUGUUGAUUGAUGCUGGCUCCGAGAUAAGUGCACAGGAUAAGAAUGGAUGGACUCCACUCAUCUCUGCUGGUUACUGGGCAUUUCCCGAGGCUGUCUGGACCCUGAUUGACCGAGGGGCAGAUGUCAACUUGAAGAAUAAGGAUGACCGUAACGUUCUCCACGAAGUUUGCCGCAGUCCCGUCAAGGAUAAAGAAAGUGACCUGGGCGAGAUUACCCAGUUCCUACUCAAUGCCAAGAUUGACAUGAAUACACUAGCAGCUGCAGAGGGCUGGAUGGAGGCAGACUUCACUCCACUGAUGUUCUCAGCCUAUCACGGCCACACAGGUGUUGCCAAAGUUCUCCUUGAUAAAGGUUGUGAAACGAAUACUCAAGGCAUCAGUAAUAAUUGGUGUGCAUUACACUGGGCUGCCAAUAGAGGUCACCAGGAGAUGGUGGAACUGCUCAUGGAGUACAACUGCGACGCAAACCUCAAAGGCUUCCGAGAUGAGAGGCCACUGAACGUAGCAAAAACGCCUGAAAUAAAACACGUCCUGGCCCCUUACACCGAAGGAUUCGAAAACAUCGGGUUUAUUCGGACGGAACGACGUCCGUCCGUCACAACGGAUGAAGGCUCAGCAUCUGAAUCCGAACCGAAUUCUCCAGCUUUGGAUCGAAGAAAUGACGCUGCAAAAGACGAUUUUCUUUACGAUGCAACAAACGGACAUUAUUUAGACGACCCAGAUUCUGAGCAUCUCACGAGUACGGCCACCGAGGAUAGUACGCCGACCGUCGAGGAGAUGCCGGAGAUUCCGCACGAGGGUGACGCUGCUGGCGUCGUUUUAAAUGGAAAUGCAGAUGGCGCCGUGACAAAUCAUGUCGGCGGCACGGCCGAUGAUGAGUACUUUGAUGACGCUAUUGAUGAGGGUCUCAAUUGAAAUUGUUGUUGAAAAUCAGACUUAGUUCCGGUUGUUGACAGCGUUGAGGCCGUUUUGCUGGCUGCUGUUUUUGUUAUGCCAGUUGAUAUGCGGGCAUAGCAAUCGCUACCUAGAGGGAUUAUCCGUCUACCAGGAAUGCUGACUAUUCCAGGCUGAUGAACCCUUUCACUGCCGAAGGGUUAAGGAGUGUACCGUACUCCUGGCCCACACUCGGUAGAGGCCGCACGUCCUAGAUCCCAACUAGGCUUAGGAAAAUCGUUUUUAAAUGUGCCAUUGCUUCCAUUUCGAAGCCAGUCAUAAAGUGGAUUAGACUAGGCCUGUCCCUAUAAAAUGUCCUUGAAUGUGGAUGGAUAGGCUUGCUUCCUGAACAAUUUCACCAAUGUUUUAUUGAUUUGAUUUAAUGAAAUUUUAUUCAGAAUCACAAGAAGAUACAAAGUUACAAAAGGUAUAAAUUUCCAGGGCUGAGGCACAAUGUGCAUUAUGAGCCCUGGAGUACAAACAAUAUAUUUACAAAUGAUAAUGGACCACAUAAGGAAGUAUAAAAUAAUAACAAGCAAAGAGGUAGGAAGAAUAAAAUUUUGUAAUUUUGAGAUGCAGCGCUGCAAGCCCUUUCAAUGGUCGGCAAAGUAAUUUACCACAGCAAAAAUAAAUUUGGCAACUCUUUCAACCACUUUCUUGUUAGUAGCUGUUGAAAGGGAACUGUGACCAUACAAGAGGGCUUGCAGGCGCUCAUCUAUGCGGUGAAAAUUGACAAAAGAAAAGUUGAAAAUGUUUUAUUAAAUCUGGUAUUUUUGUGUGUUUAUGUGUAUAGAGGCAGUGUAGAUGACGUCAUCUUGACAAAAGAUGACAUCUUGGAUGUCAAAUUUAUGGCAUUCGAUUCUUCGCCACAAUGAUAGCACACACUGGCAUCCAAAAUGGCCAUCCUAUGUCACUACACAACCUAUUUACGUUGACAAGUCGGCCGUGUUGGCAGAAAGCAGAACCAAAUAGAUGCAGGAUAUUUAAUAGGCUUUUAGGCCAAGGUCGAUGUUGUCUGGAGGUUUCACUGUAAAUGUUAUGUUUAAAGGUCUUUCAAUCAGGCGAAAUGAGUAAUUUUGUUACGCAUAAAUUAUUUGAAAUUUGCACAAUAAUGUAUAUUUUUGUGUCGCAUAGUUUGUUUUGUAAAUGUGAGUGUUAGGAAAGUUUGUCAAAAAAACGAGAAGCUUAUGUAUUUAAUUGAAAUGUUGUCUAAAGUUUUUAAAGAGAGACACCCCUGGUGAGCUUGGCCUAUUCAGCUAUGACCCUGUUGGAAUUGUCUGGGUAUCGUUCGACAUAGGAAUAGGUUUAAGCUUUCAGAUUGUACCUUCUCCUUAGACUCCCGUGGCAGUCCAUUGCGUCAUCUUUAAAUAUUGGCCCUCCUUAUGAGGGUCGAGGCCGGACCACUGCAUCCAGAGUGUACUUCACCCAAGUUGCGCCAAAGUUAGUUUCCAUCAAUACCAGCUUCUUUACCUGCACAUACAUUGUAGAAUUAGGGACUAUCGCUGGGUAUUUUCACACUGAAUUUUGUACAUUUUUGCAUUUAUAUCGUGGGCUAUUGAGAAGAAGAAGAAAAUAAAUUUCUGAAAUUGCAA